This is a messenger RNA of Rhopalosiphum maidis (corn leaf aphid), 1837 nucleotides long. RefSeq lists its product as uncharacterized. Gene Ontology annotation, molecular function: protein binding. The record is from RefSeq and is a predicted model, not a curated record. The coding region runs from base 582 to 1598 and encodes 338 amino acids. The transcript is spliced from 7 exons. NCBI's taxonomy places the organism in Eukaryota, Metazoa, Arthropoda, Insecta, Hemiptera, Aphididae.
GCGUAUCGCUUUCCACUCCACUGUCUCCACUUCCAAAGUGCCCCUCGGCCCCGCCACAGCGUAGAACGUAGUAUCAAAUUAAAUAAUAUGGCCAGUCACAGAUAAUGGUGCAUUUCACAUUUUCACGAAGUUCAUCAUCAUUCAUCAUUUACCCUGAUCCAAAGUCUUGAAAGUUCUCUACGUCCGCAACCGACUGUGGUAUGAUGUAAACGUUUUCGCGACUGAUCCCGCCUAGUGCUAUCCGGUUUCGACAUACCACAGAUACACUACCGUUUAUGUGACUGAAAAAUAAUAAUUAAAUAGGUACCUAUAAAAAAAAAAAACAUUUAGUCGGAUGCAGGACACGAACGACGAUGUACUCACGUUCGUCAACUUCAAACUCAAAUAUCGACAUUUCAAGUAUCAACUACCGUCGUAUAAUGGAUCACAACAGUAUGACUGACAUAUAUUUGAGGAACACAGUAAACACUUACGAUACGUAGUGUCAAAUUUUGGGUGUCCGAUCAAACAAUACUACGAUAAGUAUCGUUAAUGAAUAGUACAGUACAGAUUGAAGUUCAAAUUUUGUGACAAAAGUCACAAUGCAAAAGGAGGGCAAACCCAGGUUUUUAAAACACCAUAGCAAUAGUGUUCGAGGAGUAGCGUUUAGUCCUCGAGACCGUUACCUAUUCUGCUCUGGUGCUUAUGAUGGUAAGGUCAAUCUCUACUCCUCGUUGCGUAUGGAAUUACUUAUGUCAUAUUCUAUUACCACAAUGGCUGUUGCAAAAAAUGUAAAUGCAGUUAGGUUCACAUCCGAUGGUUCCAGGAUUUUAGCUUGUACAACAUCUAGAAGGCUUUCAGUUGUUGAUGUUGAACGAGGAGAACAACUAUUAGCCUAUGAUAAUUGUGCAGCAAGUGGGAGGGAUAGAACUGGUCUAGCUACUGAUCCUACAUCACCUAACAUUGCAGUUUCUGUAGCUGUAAAUGGCAAAGGUCUUACGUUAUUAGAUUUACGAAUGCCUCUACCUCUAGAUUAUGUGUAUGAUCUACAUUCUAGUACUAUUCGUGAUAUAGUUUUUCUAGAAUCUUCGUGGCCCUGGGCAACUAGUAGCGGACUUCUCAGUACACUUGUCACUGCAGGUUCAGAUGGUUGCUGUAAAGUGUGUACAAUGGACGGCCGAAUAUUACACACAUUUUAUUCAGGACGUCAUCUGAACACUGUUUGUCCGACACCAGAACCGUAUCAAGGGUUUUUGUCAAAUGGAUUUUAUAGUGUUAUUAUGAGUGGGGGUGAUAAAAUUACAUCAUAUGUCCCUAAUUUGGGUAUUCAAGAGAGCUUUUGUGAAAAUCGUGAUAAACCAAUAUGGAAAGUCAGAUACACAUCAAAUGGUAGUUUUCUAUAUUCUGUAUGCGAAGGUGGCGUUGUUAGAAAAUAUCGAAGGUAUCCAGAUAGACAUGAAUAUCUUGGAGAAGUGUAUACCCAUAAAGGAGAUAUACAAGACUUAGAUAUAUCUCCAUAUGAUGAAUACCUUAUUACAGCAUCUAAGGACCGAACAGUGGGAGUUCUACGUCUAGGAGCUCCUAGUCAUGGUUGGACAGACUAUGGUGAACUAACGUGAUAAUUUAAGCAAUAUUUGGACGAAAUACAAAAUUAGUUUAAUUACGAUAUUUGUAAAUUUGUAUACUUAUGAAUAUGUUGUAAGGGAUUUUUUAAAAAUAUUUUUAAUGCCAACCAAUGCACCAAAUUAAUGUGUGAUAUUACUGAUAUUUAAUGUAAAAUGAAAAUUAUACCAUUUUGGACAAAUUUUAUUAAAGAAAAAAAGAAAAAAGUAUAUUUAUAGUUUUUUAACAAAUGUAA